AUGGCCAAGAAGGGCGGUGGAAAAGGCGGUAAAGAUAAAGGCAAAAAAGGUAAGCCAGCUCCAGCACCGCCGCCAGCUGAGAAGCCGGUGGAAAAGGUGGAAGAACCCAAACCUGAGGAACCCAAAAUAGAGGAGCCCAAAAAACUUGAAGUGGAAGAGCCUUGUAUUUUUAAUUGUGCCCAGGAAACGGUUACAUAUCGUCCCAAUUCUUAUCCUGGUCUCUUGGAACAUCCCAAAACAAUGGCCGUUGUCGGUUCGGAAUGCGGCUCUUAUGAUAGCCUUUGCAAACUUAUACACGCCGCCUUUCGCUGUGCCGAUCGUGUCUAUAUUAUGGUCCCUUGGGGCAAUUAUGUAAUCUUCCGUUGGCAUGAUAGUUCAAAAAUGAUUUAUUUUGUUUUUGAUGGCUGCACCUGCAAUGUAAAUCGUUUCCGUUAUAUGGAUUUGUCGUGCGGCACCUGCGGUUUGCUGUACUACGAAGAAAUGCACAAAGUAAUUAAUUAUGUAAUAAUGUCAAGGCAACGACGGGAAGAAAUUAAACGUUUAAAACGUUGCAUUGUCGAUGAUGUGUGCAAGGAAAUGUACGGGGAUCAACAUAUUUAAAA
Molecule: messenger RNA, 602 nt
Organism: Musca vetustissima
Lineage: Eukaryota; Metazoa; Arthropoda; Insecta; Diptera; Muscidae
Exons: 1
Coding region: 1-600 (199 amino acids)
Source: RefSeq, a predicted model, not a curated record